This is a messenger RNA of Phytophthora sojae, 594 nucleotides long. RefSeq lists its product as hypothetical. The coding region runs from base 1 to 594 and encodes 197 amino acids. The record is from RefSeq and is a predicted model, not a curated record. NCBI's taxonomy places the organism in Eukaryota, Oomycota, Peronosporomycetes, Peronosporales, Peronosporaceae. The transcript has a single exon.
AUGAAGCUCUUGCGACCUCAAACACCCGCGAAUAUUGCUGCUCUUCUUUUUGUGGCAGCAAGAGGCGGCUUUGCUCUUGCUGACGAGGUCGAGCUAAGCGUCGAGGCGUACACUGAGGACACUUCCUGCUCCGAGGUCGUCUACGUGGAGAUUGGCUCAGAUGCCUGUCCAGAUGCUUCGAGUUGCUCGGCUGAGAACGACGAGGUCGGCGGGUUUCAAUACGCUGUCAGCACGAGCUGCACCACAGACCGGACCGCGUACUUCGCGACGGCAUUCAAAGGCCAAUCGUACCUGACUAUCGAAACGUACGCGUCAAGCUGUGUGGAGGAGUUGUACGACACACGCUCCUAUCUCGCCGACGGGGAAUGUCACCCGUACAAGUACGGCCACUUCAAAAUCGGCGAGGGCGAUGAUAACACGACGUCGGUUUUCAUAUCCGAUUCAGGUUGCGACAGCACCGACUGGAACGAGGAUUGGUCUGCGCUGACGGACUCCGAGCUCAACACGGGAGCCUGCAUCACGAACGGUAUGGUCGUAUUUCGUUCAAGGCUCGAGCUCGAGUUCGAGUUCGACCGACUCUGUCGACACUUCUAG